Zea mays is the source of this 4786-nucleotide messenger RNA. RefSeq lists its product as uncharacterized. The transcript is spliced from 2 exons. Bases 75 to 1109 code for a protein of 344 amino acids. The record is from RefSeq and is a predicted model, not a curated record. NCBI's taxonomy places the organism in Eukaryota, Viridiplantae, Streptophyta, Magnoliopsida, Poales, Poaceae.
AGUGUACAGGUUAGUAUGGCCUAAGACAGGCUCCUCGGGCUUGGAAUGCCAAACUUGAUUUGACUCUCAAGCAGAUGGGUUUUGAGCAGAAUGUAUAUGAGGCUGCCAUGUACAGGAAAGGCUCAGGUGAUUCUUUGCUGGUAAUUGGAGUCUAUGUUGAUGAUUUGAUCAUCACUGGAGUCAAUCAACAGAAGCUUGAAGUUUUCAAGGCAAAAAUGAAGCAGACAUUCGAAAUGAGUGAUUUGGGUCUGUUGUCUUUCUAUCUUGGGGUUGAGGUAAGACAAUCAGAGGGAAGUAUUACUCUGAAACAGACUCAUUAUGCUAAGAAGAUACUUGAGCUCGGUGGUAUGGCAGAUUGUAAUCCAGCCACCACCCCCAUGGUAGAAAGGCUGAAAUUGAGCAAGGAAAGUACAGCAAAGGAAGUAAAUCCAACUCAGUACAGAAGACUGGUUGGCAGCUUGAGAUAUCUAGUGCACACAAGGCCAGAUUUGGCUUUUGCUGUAGGGUAUGUUAGCAGAUUUCUGGAGAAGCCAACAGCUGAACAUCUUCAGGCUGUAAAAAGAAUCUUGAGAUAUGUGGUUGGUACUCUAGAUCAUGGGCUAUGCUAUACUAGAAUGACAGGCAAGGCAAGAUUUGUGGGUUAUAGUGACUCAGACUUGGCUGGAGAUAUUGAUACAAGUAAAAGCACUACUGGAUGUUUGUUUUUCCUUGGAAACAGUCUGGUCAGCUGGCAAUCUAUCAAGCAGAGAGUUGUUGCCUUGUCAAGCUGUGAGGCUGAAUAUCUGGCAAUGACAACAGCUGCAACCCAAGCCUUGUGGUUGUCAAGCCUGUUUGCAGAAUUAUUGGGAAGAGAAGUUGAGGUGGUGGAACUUAGAGUAGACAAUAAAUCUGCUCUAGCUUUGGCAAAGAAUCCUGUUUUCCAUGACAGGAGCAAACAUAUUAGAAUCAAGCAUCACUUCAUCAGGGACUGUGUGGAAGAAGGUAGCAUCAAAACAGAAUUUAUUCCCACUGCAGAUCAGCUUGCUGAUAUACUGACCAAAGCCUUGGGCAAGACCAAGUUGGAAGAUAUGAGAAGCAGAAUUGGGAUCAAGGAGAUCAAGAUCAGUUGAAACAGGCCUUAGGGGGAGAAAUGUUGUUAUUAAGUCAUGUUUCCUAAGCAUGUCCUGUUUCCUAAGCAUUCUCCUAGUUACUUGUGCUAGUUAAUUAUAGUCAUUAAAGACCUUGAGCAGCUCAACAGGUGUGUGCGGCUGCCAAGGCUCCUAUCAGAUUAGCUAAGCUCUAAUGAGCUGUUAUGUAAUCAAUGUGACUCAUCUUUCUAUAUAAUCAAGCAAUGAUAGCUGAGGUUCAUAGCCCCGGCAAAACACUCUGUCUACCUCUAACACAAACACAUGUUAGAAUGAAAUGACUUUUGAUGAUUACUAUUCUGCUUUUUUCUCGAACACGCAGGAGAAUUGUGUAUCAUUAUAUUAAAAGGAGAAAGAAACAAGGUCCAAAAUAGACCGGAUUACUAUUCUGCUUUUGAUCUUUUGAUGAGUUCUUUGCUAUCUAUGGUGCCAGCCUGUGCAACUAAUCCAUGUCUGGCUCAUAAGUUUAUUGAAAAGUUCUUUAGAUACAUAUUUGUUAUGGGGGUUCGGGUUGAAUAUGACUCUUCGUGCACGAUUGCUCCACAGUUCUGAUAUUCUCACAAUGGCAAAGGCAUUGUCUGAUCUACUUGCUGAAGAGACUCGCCUCAAAGCCGUGUCUUCUGCUACUGGUUCUAGCACUCAGUGUGUUGGCUGCUGCUCACAAGUCAUAUGUAGCAAGUUAUUCCUCGGUACCUUGUGAGCAUUGCAAGAAUACUCAUCGGUCUGAAAAUUGUUUUGUUAAAUUUCCAAAGAAGUUGGUUGAUUUCCAUGCACGACGGGCAGCUCGUGGUCGUGGCACAGGUUCUUCACCUAGAGGUUCAAUUGCUAUUGCUUCUACUUCACCAGCUACAGCCUCCUCAUUGUCUUGAGCUCUUGACUCAAGGGCCUCCUUUCAUGUGACAUCUGAUCAGUCACAGUUAGUCUCUUCUACACUUGUCACAGAAGAUGCCUCUGUUCUGACCGCAUAUGGUACUUUAUGCCAUAUAACCCACAAGGGUUCUCUUUGCACUCCUCAGUUUAUUGUUCCUAAUAUAUAUUUUGCUCCUGAGUUGUCCAUGAAUCUUCUCUCUGUUGGACAAAUUACAGACCAAAAUUGCUUUGUUGGAUUUGAUGACUCAUCUUGUUUCAUACAGGAUCGUCGCACAGGGGCUGUGAUUGGGACUGGUCGUCGUCGUAGCACUGCUCCUCACCUCUACUUCCUCGACAGCUUGUGUCUUUCAUCGACUUCAUCAUCUUCGACUCGUGUGCUUUCUGCAGCUUCAGUCCGUGCUGCCUCUUUUGCCCAAUGGCAUCACCAUCUAGGUCAUUUGUGUGGCCCGCGGUUGUCCACCUUAAUAAAAUCAAGUUGUUUAGGUCGUACGUCAUCUGAAUCUAUCUUUCAUUGUAAGGGUUGUCAUCUUGGAAAAAUACAACUUCCUUAUUUUACUAGUGAUUCUCAUUCUGCUAGACCAUUUGAUCUUGUUCACUCUGAUGUUUGGGGCCCAGCUCCAUUGGUUUCAAAAGGUGGAAAUAAAUAUUAUUGUUGGAAGAAUGACUGUUGGAUUAACUGGGCAACCCUAGGGGGUGGCUAUAUAGGGUUUAUACAUGGGCCACAUGGGCUUAGCCUCAUGGGCCUAAUCCACAUAUUCUAACACCCCCCGCAGUCUGAACUUCCGUCGCAGCGGAGUUUACAGACUGGACUCGAAGAGAAGUGCAUCACACACAAUAGGAUCCCCCCACAGACUCAACUAGCCACUACUGAUGUUGAGGCUAGAGCGAAACUCGGCGAAGGUCGAGGACGGAAGACCCUUGGUGAAGAUGUCGGCAAACUGGGAGGUGGUCGGGACGUGGAGGACCCGAACAGCACCGGCGGCGACAUAAUCGCGGACGAAGUGUAGAUCGAUCUCUACAUGCUUGGUCCGCUGGUGCUGCACUGGGUUGGUGGAGAGGUAGACCGCGCUGACGUUGUCGCAGUAGACUAGCGUGCUCCUGGAGAGGGGACUAUGAAGCUCGGCGAGGAGCUGCCGUAGCCAGGCAGCCUCCGCCACGCCGUUGGCCACGGCACGGUACUCCGUCUCGGCACUCGAGCGGGAAACGACCAGCUGGCGCUUCGACGACCAGGACACCAGGUUGCCGCCUAUGAAGACGGCGUAGCCGGAGGUGGAGCGCCGAGUGUUUGGGCACCUGGCCCAGUCAGCGUCGGUGUAGACGACCAGCUCGGAGGAGGUAGACCGAUGAAGCAGCCCCUAGUCGACGGUGCCCUGAAGAUAGCGGAGGAGGCGCUUGAGCCACGAGGUGGGGCUCCCGUGGAUCGUGCAUAUGGAGACAGACCUGCUGCAAGGCGUAGGAGAUGUCUGGCCUGGUGAAGGUGAGGUACUGAAGGGCACCGGCAAGACUCCUGUAGCCGGUGGGGUCCGCGACUGGGUCACCUGUGGCCUCAGAGAGCUUGGCCUGCGUGUCGACUGGGGUGGAGCAGGGCUUGCAGUCACUCAUCUGGGCUCGCUCCAGAAUGUCAAGAGUGUACUGUCACUGGUGAAGGAGUCCUGAGGGGCGAGGCUCAGCAGUGACCCCCAGGAAAUGGUGAAGCACGCCCAGAUCCUUGACCGCAAACUCCCGCUGAAGUGCGUCGACGAGGCGGCGAAGAAGUGACGGGCUGAGUGAGGACAAUGUCAUCCACGUAGAGAAGCAAGUAGGCAGUCUCGGCUCCAUGAUGGUGGACGAACAGAGACGUGUCUGACUUGGCCUCCACGAAGCCCAGGGUCACCAGGAACGUAGCCAGUGAGUGCCACGCCCGGGGGGCCUGCUUGAGACCGUAGAGGGACCUGUUGAGCCGUCAAACCUUGUCAGGGCGAGAGGAGUCCACAAACCCCGCCGGCUGACAGCAGUAGACGGUCUCGGUGAGGGCGUCGUGCAGGAAGGCGUUCUUGACGUCGAGCUGGUGAACUGGCCAGGAGCGAGCGAGGGCCAGCGAGAGCACCGUACGGACGGUGGCCGGCUUCACAACCGGGCUGAAGGUCUCAUCGUAGUCGACUCCGGGGCGCUCCAGGGUACCAUCGGCCCGCCGCUUGUGUGUCCAGAUCCACUUGCCGGUGACGACGUUGGUGCCGGGCGGACGGGGCACCAGAUCCCACGUCUGGUUGGCGACGAGCACCGCGUACUCCUCCUCCAUCGCCCGACGCCAGUGGGGGUCCAGCAGGGCGGUGCGGACGGAGGAGGGUACCGGAGAAACCUGCGAGUCUCCGGUCGUGGCCGCCAGGACUCGGGGCGGCAGGGUACCAGCCGCGUGCCGCGUCACCAUCGGGUGGACGUGUCGCGGUCGCGGUGAAGGAGCGGUGGGUGGUACAUCGGCGUCUCAACACGUGCCGCGGAUGGCCGCGGCGGAGGUGUAGGUGUCCCUGGCGAGGACUGGGCCACCGGCGGUGCCGCCGGAGGAGAGGUCACCGGUGGGGACGGCGAUGGUGGUCGCGACGGUGGAGGUGCGAACCCCGGCGGCGGCAGCCGGCGCUGGUAGACGCGCACCAGCUGGGCGAAGCGGGCCGGAGGGGUCGGUACCAACGGCCCCGCAGGCGGUGCAGUCCCACCACCCCCGCUCGGCCCGGGGGCGAUCGGAGACGGGGCCCCACGAAGAGGCGACACCACCGGACCCGGGCAAGGCACCAGGCCGGUAGUAGGACCGACAGGCG